AUGCCUCGGGCCGGCCCUGGCAGCCUUCCAAACCCUUCUUGGAGCAUAGUCUCCACAAUCAAAGGUGACCACACCACCUCAGCAGACACAGUGUCAGAGAGAAUCAACACUUUGCCAAAGCUGAAUGUUGUUCUGUGUGGAAAAGACAGCAGAUUAAAAUCUUCAGUAUUAAACCUGAUCCUGAAUCAGAGUAAGAGAAGAUCAGAACCAGAAGAUGAAGAGAUGAGAAGCUCAGAUUGUGUGAGUUUGAAUGGUGAGGUGUGUGGACAUCUGAUGACUUUGGUGAAGCUUCCAGCUCUGUUUAACCCUCGACUCUCAGAUGAAGAAAUAAUGCGUCAGGCUCUCAGCUGUGUGUCUCUCUGUGAUCCUGGAGUUCAUGUGUUUCUCUUCAUUAUUGAUGAUGAUCCACUGACUGAUGAAGAUAAAGCAGAAACAGAGAAGAUUCAGAGAAUAUUCAGCUCAAGAAUAAACAAAUACACCAUGGUCCUUAUAAUCCAGAAAUCAGAGAACAGAACAGAAGAACUAAGCAAAGAAAUGAAGUCUGUAGUUGAGAGUUUUGGAGGAAGACAUGAGUUUCUCUGUCUUGACACCCAAGUGUUCAUGUUGAUGGAGAAACUGAUGCAGAUGAUGGAAGACAACAGCAGAAGUUUUUACUCCACAGAAACAUGUUGGGAUGCACAGCUGAAAAAACUUCUGAAACUUGAAGACAUGAAUAGAAAAAAUAUUCAGACACAGAUUCAGACACAAGAUUUAAGAGAUAGAUCAGAUGAUGUGAGGAUUGUCCUGCUGGGAAAAACUGGAGCUGGGAAAAGUGCAACAGGAAACACAAUCUUAGGGAUAAAUACAUUUAUUGCAGAUGUAUCUCAUGAGUCCAUUACUAAAGACUGUCAGAGAGAAACAGCUGAAGUUAACAGCAGACACAUCACUGUGAUUGAUACUCCAGGACUGUUUGAUACUGAACUGAGUCAAGAAGAAAUUCAAAGAGAAAUGACCAACUGUAUCUCAAUGAUACUGCCAGGACCUCAUGUGUUUAUUAUUGUACUGAGUUUAGCACAACGCUUCACAAUAGAGGAGGAAGAAUCAGUGAAGAUCAUUCAAGAGAUGUUUGGUAAAAACUCCUUAAUGUACACCAUGAUACUCUUCACCAGAGGAGAUAAUCUGAAGAAUAAAACCAUUGAAGAGUUUUUAGGAAACUCAAAAUCUGCCUUAAAGAACCUCAUUGAACAGUGUGGUAACAGAUAUCAUGUGUUUGAUAAUACUGAGACUGAAGAUCACACACAAGUUUCUACUUUACUGGAGAAAAUAGACGACAUGGUGAAUGCAAAUGGAGAGACUUAUUACUCAUCUAAAAUCUUCAGAGAGAUGGAGCGAGAAAAACAAGAACAACAAAUAAAGGAACUGAAGGACACAAUUGAACAACUGAGCAGAGAGAAAGAAGAGGGGAGAGAGAGAAUGAAGAAGAUGAUGGAGGAAGAAAGAGAGAAUCAUGAACAAGAGAGACAGAAAAGAGAAGAAGAAUUUGUAGAGAGAGAAGACAGAUAUAAAAAAGAAAUGAAGGAGCAAGAAAAACAGCUGCAAGACGAGAUGAAAAGAGAACGAGAGACAUUCAAAAAUGAAAUUGAGGAAAUAAAGAAAGAAAACAAAGAUCUCCAGAUCAAAUACACAACACAAAUAGACAAAGUCAUGAAUACAAUGGAGACCGAACGACAGAAUCAUGAAAUAGAGAGGAAGAGAAGAGAAGAUGAGUUUAGAGAGACCGAAGAAAAAUAUAAAAGAGAAAUGAAGGAGCAAGAAAAACAGCUGCGAGAUGAGAUGACAAGAGAACGAGAGACAUCCAAAAAUGAAGUUGAGGAAAUAAAGAAAGAAAACAAAGAUCUCCAGAUCAAAUACACAACACAAAUAGACAAAGUCAUGAAUACAAUGGAGACCGAACGACAGAAUCAUGAAAUAGAGAGGAAGAGAAGAGAAGAUGAGUUUAGAGAGACAGAAGAAAAAUAUAAAAGAGAAAUGAAGGAGCAAGAAAAACAGCUGCGAGAUGAGAUGACAAGAGAACGAGAGACAUUCAAAAAUGAAGUUGAGGAAAUAAAGAAAGAAAACAAAGAUCUCCAGAUCAAAUACACAACACAAAUAGACAAAGUCAUGAAUACAAUGGAGACCGAACGACAGAAUCAUGAAAUAGAGAGGAAGAGAAGAGAAGAUGAGUUUAGAGAGACAGAAGAAAGAUAUAAAAGAGAGAUGAAGGAGCAAGAAAAACAGGAGGAAACAGAUAGAGAAAGAAAAGAUCUUUUGUUUAAACAUGAAACAGAGAAAGAGAAAAUGAAGAUGAUGGAGGAAGAAAGUCAGAAACAUGAGCAAGAGAGGAAGAAAAGAGAAGAGGAAUUUACGGAGACAGAAGAAAGAUAUAAAAGAGAAAUGAUGGAGCAAGAAAAACAGCUGCAAGAUGAGAUGAGAAAAGAGCGAGAGACAUUAAACAAUGAAAUAAAGAAAAAAAACAAUGAAAACAAAGAUCUCCAGAUCAAAUACACAACACAAAUAGACAAACUGAUGAAUACAAUAGAGACUGAACAACAGAAUCAUGAAAUACAGAGAAAGAAAAGAGAAGAUGAGUUUAAAGAGACAGAAGAAAGAUAUAAAAAGAAAAUGAAGGGGCAGAUGGAGGACAUAAUGAAAAGAGAACAAAAGUUUCAACAUAAACUCAUGAGAGUAAAACCAGAGGAAUAUGAAGAAGACAGAAGAAGAGACUUAGAGAGAAUUAAAAUCUGCUGCUCUCAAACAGACUCAGGUCAUCUGAUAAUUGAACCAAAGAUCAGCAAACUCUUCAGUAGAUUAAUUUUAACAAACAGACAUCAAGAUAAGAAACUGAGAACAGACGAUUUUCUAAAAAUCACAAAGUCUUCAUUUCAGUCCCAAGAGCCACAGAAAGAAACUGAACUUGUAAACUCAUUCUUACAAAAACUGUUUAACUUGAACUACAGAGCAAGAGAAACUCACAUAAAACACAGAGAAGAUCAACAAACACCUGAAAACUACAACCCUGAAGUUGACUUUGAUAUUCAUGUGAUGGAUGUUCAGAUGGCUGUGUUUCAUUGUGCUGAUAGUUUCCUAAAGCAGCUGAUGGUCACUAAACUCUCACAGUGUCAGUUUGCUCUUCCUCUGCUUGUUCCUCAUCCAUUCACACAACAGAUUGAGUUUCCUCUCUGGACAUUCAGACAAAUCAACAAGAGCUGGAAGAUGAGAAAUAAUCACAAUGAGAUCAUCAGUAAAGUCCAGCCUGUGUACAAAGCAGAAACUCCAAUGGUGUCGUUCUUCAGGUUUGGCUCUUUGUCUUCAUCAAAGUCUCAGCUGAUAAACAGUUUGAUCAAUGAGAAACACAACACAUUCUUCCACAGAAACUGCUCAGGAAGCAGCAGAACCAGACUACUGAUGGAUGGAGUGGUGGAGAUCGCCUGGUACUGUCCAUCUGGAAAAAACACAGAUCAAUUUACUGACUGUGUUGCCUUCUGUAAUCUUCAUGGUGAUGCAGGAGACCAUGAGAAACAAUAUGAGAUUUUAACCAGUAUGUCUUCAGUCAAUGUCCUCUUCUUAUCUGAUUUUGGACAGAAGAACCAGUAUAAGAGUUUAGUGAAGUCACUCUUCAGAUCUCCUCAGCCUCUUAUUUGUCUCCUCACAGACAAUGACUGUAAUAAAACUAAACUGACAGAUGGAAAAUUCAUAAUCGGUCUUUUGAACAAAAAUCAAUCUGAUCUAUAUAAUGAGAUAAGAAAGACAAUCAGAGUGAGUUUGAAAGAGGACAUAAAAACCUUUAAACUGGAAGAUGUGGCCGAACACACAGGAAUUCAAGUAGAUGAGAAUAAUGAAGAGUGUCAGAAAGGAAAAGAGGAAGCGCUUCAGAUGAUGAGAUCACUGGAUGAUGAAGAUCCAUCAACAGUUAAAGAAACAAAUCUGCCCUGUCAGGGGAAACUGUGGCAUGACUGGUGUAAAAUAAACAAAGAGCUUCGUCAUCUAGGAGGAGAAAAUCUAGAAGAAGAUAAAAGUGCCAAACUGAAAUUGAUGAGAGAAAUAAGAGAAAAGCAAUUGGCAAAAGGAUCAAGUGAAUUUAUGAGGAUCUUUUUUAAAGGACUGCGAUCACUAAAAACCAAUGAAAAGAAGUAUUUUCUGACAUGGAUGAUAAAUCUGUUGGAUGACUUCACUUCAAACAAGCUUUGUGAACUUCAUAAGGAGUAUGAUAUGAGAUGGAAUAAAGUCUCAGGAUUAAAAAAAAUGCCAGAAAAACAAGACCAACUGAAAACUGAACAAACCAAGCUGGAGAAAAUAUCAGAACAAAUUGAAGAAACAACCUUUGGUUUGGAUCACAUCAUGAGACAGGUUGGUCAGAUCUAUGAAUCAUGGUCAUCUGUAAAGAAAAAUGGUUUCUCUGAUCUACCGAGUCUUGCAGCAGAUAUGAUGAUCUCUGGAUUUCCACUGGAGCUGAUGGAUGGAGAUGCUGCUCAUGUUCCUCUCAUCUGGAUUAAAGCUGUUUUAGAUCAACUCAUCCAGAAACUGAGAGGAGAUCAGAGAGUUUUUGUGCUGUCAGUUUUAGGGAUUCAGAGCUCUGGUAAAUCCACUUUACUCAAUGCCAUGUUUGGUCUUCAGUUUUCUGUCAGUGCUGGUCGAUGCACCAGAGGAGCUUUCAUGCAGCUGAUCAGAGUAUCAGAGGAGAUGAAACAACAGCUGAAGUUUGAUUAUAUUCUGGUUGUUGAUACUGAAGGUCUUCGUGCACCAGAACUGGAUGGAAGAUCAACAAGAAAGCAUGAUAAUGAAUUGGCCACAUUUGUUGUUGGAAUUGGAAAUCUGACAUUGAUCAACAUUAUGGGAGAAAACCCAUCUGAGAUGCAAGAUAUUCUUCAGAUUGUUGUCCAGGCCUUCAUGAGGAUGAAAACAGUCAGACUGAAUCCCAGCUGUAUGUUUGUACAUCAGAACGUUUCAGACGUCACAGCUGGAGAGAAAAACAUGGAGGGAAGAAGAGGACUGCAGAGGACACUGGAUGAAAAGACAAAACUCGCUGCUAAAGAAGAAGUCUGUGAUGCAGAAUAUUUCAGUGAUGUCAUUGCAUUUGAUGUACAGAAAGAUGUGAAAUAUUUUCCUCAGCUGUGGGAGGGAAGCCCACCAAUGGCGCCACCAAACCCAAACUACUGUGAGAAUGUUCUGGAUCUGAAAAAAUCUAUUUUAACACACGCUUCAGAAUCAAAUGGUAUAAUGCUGACAGACCUAAGAGGACGUAUUGAAGAUCUCUGGGAGGCUUUGCUGAAUGAACAGUUUGUGUUCAGCUUCAAAAAUUCACUGGAAAUCGCAACUUACAGGAGAAUAGAGACAGAAUACAGCAACUGGAGCUGGAGCCUUCGAAGUGCAAUGCUGGAAAUUGAAAACAAACUACACAACAGAAUAGAAAAUGAAGCAGUUCAUGAAGUUAAGGAAUCUGAUCUUCAAAGAGAACUUCAUGAAAAAAGUGAAGAAGUGAAAAAAUCAAUGUCUGAAUUCUUUGAGAAAGACAGAGAUGCAGGAAUACUGAAGCAGUGGAAAGCUUCAUUUGAAAUAAAAAUCAAAGAUCUUCAGGAAAACAUUGUGAGGGAGACAAAGAAGAAAUUAAAUCAGGUUCUUCAGCAGCGAGUCAUGAAGAAAAAGAUUGAUGCUCAGAGGACACAACAUGAAAACAGUCUGUUUGAAAAGAGCAAAGAACUUGCCAUGAAACUAAAAGACAAAGCAAAUGAUGAAAAUAUCAUGAAAAACAACUUUGAUUCUUUUUGGGAAAAACAGAUGGAUGAGAUCAUCAGAGAGACUCCUCCAGUUAAUAACAUUGACAUAUUAAGAGAUGUGACAGAUCUCCUGAGAAGCACCUAUGAAAGUCUCCCUGUAGAUUAUAAGAAAAUCAGCAGUGAGUACAUUGAUAUGCUCUCUGUGCCAAGCUAUUCAGAUUAUGCACAGUUAAAGAGAUCCGGUGGAGUCAUGGGACCUUUAAAAAAUGUCUACAAAGGAGCUAAAAAGAGUCUUGGCUUUGUUUUAUCUCCAGAGGAUGAAGUUCAGAUAAGAACUUUAAUCAAUGAAAUUGUUGAUGACACAGAUAAAAUGAUUCAGUCAUAUAACAUUGCAAAGAUGGGCUACAACAUCAGCUACAUUCAGGAAAUCAUAGAUUACAUAAAGAAAAAAAUAUCAAAUCAUGAAGAAAAGCCAAAAGUGAAAUAUGUGUUCAAGAGAGAAUUCUUCAGAGAUUUGGUAGUUUGUAUUUGUCAGAGAGCAAACACGACAUUUACUGACCAACACAGAUUAUUCAGAGAAGCAAAUGAUCCUGUUCUGUAUUUUCACAUAAAAAGAGAAGAGUAUUACAAGAUUUUCCAGAGAUACUGUCAAGGAGCAACAUCAGCUGCCAUUACUGCUGAAUUUAUUUGUAAUAAACUUAAAGACACAAUUGAGCAGAAUGUCUACAAGAAAACGGCCAGAGAUUUAGCAGAUGAAAUGACAUCAAACUGUGAAUCACUGAAUGGAAACAGAUCAAAUCUGGAGAAACACAUCCUGAAGAGGCUUGCAGAAAAUGAGGAUUUUACAGCAUACUUGAACUAUAUAAAAAAUCCCAGAGAUCACUUUAAAGAUUUCAUUAGAGAUGAAGCCAGUCAGUACAUCACUGAAAGAUUUGAGGAUAGUGUUCAACCUAAGAUGGAGAAUAACAUUACACAGCUGGAGCAGAAGAUCAUAAACGCAGCACAAGAGUCCACCAAACACAUUCAAGAGAUCAAUGGAGAUCUUCAUUCAUGGUUGACUCAUUUCACACAUCUGCUGUCUGAUGUUCUGGUUUUCUCUGUAAGUGACCUGACUGGAGUGAAUAUUGGUGAUAUUGAUAUCAAUAUCCUAGAAGAUGUGAUAAUUAAAGAGAUUCCUUCUAUAAUGUCUGACAUCAGCAGUAGAUUUACUGAAGAAACAUUUCCAGUGAAGCUGAACAACACAGACAGACCAGAUGAGAUUCUGAUUGAUCAUUUCUGUCAGUGCUGUUGGGUUCAAUGUCCUUUCUGUGCUGCCAUCUGCACCAACACCAUAGAAAACCAUGAUGAAGAUCACAGUGUCUUUUUCCAUCGUAAUCUUGGGCUAAAUGGGUGGCAUUACAGAGGAACAACAAACCUAGCUAUCAACAUCUGCACAUCAGCAGUAGCCAGUGAUCAAUCAUUUUAUCCAGAUUCAGACUCAGAUGUUACAUUCCCAUUUAAAGAAUACAGAAAAGGAGGUCCUGAAUAUGCUCAGUGGAGCAUCACUCCUGAUCUCUCUGAGCUGCCGUACUGGAAAUGGUUUGUGUACACAUUUAAGACGAAUCUGGAAGAGCACUACAAGAAAACCUAUGAGGGGGACGGCACGAUUCCAGAUGAAUGGAAAAAAUACUCUAAAGAGGAAGCCAUUGAGAGUUUGAAUAAAUACAUUUAAUGAAACACACAAAGACUUGAGGAUUGUGAUAGAUAAGACAGUUUAAAAUAAAUUUAUGUAAAAUGUACAAAAUUAAAUAUAGCCACAAAACACUUACAUGAAAUGAAAAUUAAAUGAAAUGAUUUCACUGAUCUAUACUUAUAGACAAGAGAUGUUAGAUGAGUAUUUCAGAGUAUAUGUUAAAAUAAUAUAACAAUUUAUAUGUAAAGAAAGUGCCUCAUGUUAUAGUACCAUAUUUUCAAAACAGUAAUGAAUAAAUCUAAAGAUAAAAAUUAUAAGCAAAAUGUUGUAUACAGUGAAUUCCAAUUAAAGUGCAGUGAUUACAAAUUUCAA
This is a messenger RNA of Misgurnus anguillicaudatus (oriental weatherfish), 7776 nucleotides long. Lineage: Eukaryota; Metazoa; Chordata; Actinopteri; Cypriniformes; Cobitidae. The record is from RefSeq and is a predicted model, not a curated record.